AUGCGAAUCGCGUACCUCAUUGGGUUAUUGCUGAUCGUUGUGGUGACGGGAAGAAGGAGGCGAAGUUUUCGUGAUCCCGCUACCUUCAAUGCAAAUCAAAAUUAUCAUAUGAAUGCAGUCAUUCCAAAUGCCACCGAAUUCUUUUUCGAGGUUCCCCUUGAUCAUUUUGCUUAUGCGUCUACGAACGUUUUCAAAAUCAGAUGUGAACUGAAUUUGGAUCAUUACGUAGAUGGAGGACCAAUCUUUUUCUAUCCAGGCAAUGAAGGGACAAUUACUGGUUUCAUGACAGCCACCGGAAUUAUGUGGGAUCUUGCCGCAAACUUCAACGCGGCCGUUCUUUUUGCUGAACAUCGAUAUUAUGGAGCUUCAAGUCCAUUUGGAAAAGAAAAUGAUUACAAGAAUGUCGCCACAAUGGCCUAUCUCACUUCUGAACAAGCGCUUGCCGAUUAUGCCCAACUGUUGAUUUCUCUUAAAGGCGGGAAUACAGCCGCAAAACAUUCAAUAGCACGAAUAAAGUUGUGCUUUUUUGGUGGAUCUUAUGGAGGAAUGCUCGCCGCAUGGUUCAGAAUGAAAUAUCCUCACCUUGCUGUCGGAGCGUGGGCCUCAUCAGCGCCACUCAAAUAUUUCAAUGAAGGAGGUGUCGAUUGGGGAGCUUUUGAUGAUGUGACAACGCGCACUUUUAUCGAUUCUGGAGCCAGCUAUAACAAUGUGAAAAAUGGAUGGACUGCUUUGAGGAAUCUUGCGAAGACAACUGAUGGACAAAAAUUUCUCAAUGAUCUUUUUAAUGUGACUGACAAUUCGACAAUCAAGGAUUCGGCAAGCGGUGAGAAUUUGGUGGGAUAUGUGAGAGAAGCAAUUGAAUAUAUGGCCAUGGUCGAUUAUCCAUAUGAAACCAAUUUCCUCGAACCAAUGCCUGGAUUUCCCGUUAAAGUCGCUUCACAAUUUCUAAAAGAUGAAGGAAAUUGGACAGACAAAGAGCUUGCAAUUAUGCUUUUCAAAGCCUCAAAUAUAUACUACAAUUAUUACAAUGACAGCUCUUAUCAAGCUUGUCUUGAUCCUGAGAAAUGUGGAGAUCCGGGCACAUCAGAACUCGGAGAUCCGCUUGGAUGGCCUUGGCAGGAAUGCACAGAGAUUGUUAUUGAACAAUGUGCUCGAAAUAGCUCAUUUUUCUUUGAUGAAUGUACUGAUCGGCCAUUGGAGCUUUUGUAUCAAAUGUGCAAUGAUACAUUUGGAAAGCUUGGAUGGACGAGACCAUUGAUGCGAUACAAUGCAGUUAGAGAUCUCUAUGGACUUGAUAUCUCCGCUUACAGUAACAUUAUUCUCACUCAAGGUCAUCUUGACCCGUGGAGUGUUGGUGGAUACAAAGCGGGCGAUCCGGGAGUCAAUGGACAAAAUGGCAUCUAUGUGGUCGAAAUUCCAGGCUCAGCACAUCAUUUGGAUCUUCGUACACCAAACACAUGUGAUGGAAAUCCAACUCAUAACCUUCGAUUCCAAGCAGUAAAUAUCAUCAAAUGUUGGCUAACAGAAGGUUGUGUGAAUCCGGUGUUGAAAGAUUUACCACCAUUGAAUGAUGUCACGACAGUCAAAUGUGAAGAUAUGAUCAACAAAUAUCCAUGGGGACAAUCGGAUAAUGGGCCAAGCGGUGAUAAGGGCUCAUCGACGGCGAAAUUUAUGUUGGCGAUGGCUUUCAUGGCUUUCGUUCAAAGAUUUCUUAUUACUAAAAGC
Mesorhabditis belari is the source of this 1725-nucleotide messenger RNA. The record is from the annotation of a GenBank genome assembly. Lineage: Eukaryota; Metazoa; Nematoda; Chromadorea; Rhabditida; Rhabditidae.